AUGGCUGAAGAAGAAAGAAUCGAAGAUCAACCAACCAAAAACCAGAAUGGAGGCACCAACAAUAAUGCUGAUCCAUCCUCAAAUCCUUAUUAUCUCCACCCAGGAGAGAAUCCAGGUGCCAUUAUUGCUACUCCAAGUCUCGAUGGGACAAAUUAUCACACAUGGUACAGAAACAUGAAGAGGGCACUCCAAUCAAAGAAUAAAUUCAAGUUUGUAGAUGGAAGCAUCAAGAACCCAGGAACUUCACAUCAUCUUUAUGAUUCUUGGGUCAGAUGUAACACCACUGUUUUUGGGUGGAUCACAAGAACCCUGUCACAAGAAAUAGCUCAAAGUAUAGUCUAUUUUGAGAGUGCACAAGAUUUAUGGGAAGAUCUCAAGGACAGAUUCUCCAAGGGUGAUUACUUUAGAAUCUCUGACCUUCUUCAAGAAAUUCAUUCCAUUAAACAAGGUGAUAGAUCUGUGUCUACAUAUCACACUGAAUUGAAGACUCUACGGGAGGAAUUGGAAGUCCUCAGAGAAACACCUUCCUGCACAUGCAACGUCAAAUGCAGCUGCAAAUUUGCUAGCACUGUAAAAAGGAAUAAAGAAGUUGAGUAUGUUAUUUGA
Messenger RNA from Cajanus cajan (pigeon pea), 606 nucleotides. RefSeq lists its product as uncharacterized. Lineage: Eukaryota; Viridiplantae; Streptophyta; Magnoliopsida; Fabales; Fabaceae. The record is from RefSeq and is a predicted model, not a curated record.